AUGAUCGAUGACAAUCAGCGUUUGAAGGUGAGAAGCUGGAGGGCACCCGCGAUUAACCACACCUCGAAAGAAGCUCUCGCUGUGACUACCGAGCCAAACUCUCGCAACCGCCGGCCGCAAAGUAACGAUGCUGACUUCGUAGGGCGGCUCAGGGUAGUGGACGAUGCGAGCCAUUCAAACAAGAAACCACGCAACCAUGCCGCCCGUGGACGCCACAGGCACUACAUUGCCGAGAGCCUUUCCAGCAUCAGCAGCAGGACCGAACCGGCGGCAGUGCUCUUAUCGCUGGAGACUCUCGCCGCCAUAUCAUAA
Colletotrichum higginsianum IMI 349063 is the source of this 312-nucleotide messenger RNA. RefSeq lists its product as uncharacterized. NCBI's taxonomy places the organism in Eukaryota, Fungi, Ascomycota, Sordariomycetes, Glomerellales, Glomerellaceae. The transcript is spliced from 2 exons. The record is from RefSeq and is a predicted model, not a curated record. The coding region runs from base 1 to 312 and encodes 103 amino acids.